AUGCCUACGGUAGUCUUCAUUCUUGGCCUGGCUGUGAUCGCGGGAUGCUCCCACUUUGAUGCUUUUUCCUGGCAAGAUUACCCCGAGGCCUACGACGAGUUUCCCGAGGAGUACGCCCGAGUCCGAUAUCCAGAGCUGAAUGACGUGGAUCCGGUAAUGAUGAGGAACAGUUAUGAAAGGCGUGUACCGCCGAAGCCAGAGCAAUCAAGCAUUAUGGAUACGUAUGAGACCUUCAAACGACAGGCAGAACGCGUUGCCGUGCCGGGUGACGAGUACAACAAACUGGUGGGAUACGCAACUACAGGGUCAGGCCGGACACAAGCUCUUAGCUGGCAAGCAGCGACCGUUAUGUCGAUCCUCUGCGUUGGAGCCGCUGUCAUUGGUGUUGUCUUGGGCGUGAUGUACUGGCCGAAGUAA
Messenger RNA from Dibothriocephalus latus, 417 nucleotides. The record is from the annotation of a GenBank genome assembly. NCBI's taxonomy places the organism in Eukaryota, Metazoa, Platyhelminthes, Cestoda, Diphyllobothriidea, Diphyllobothriidae.